Messenger RNA from Hypoxylon trugodes, 2582 nucleotides. Its product is annotated as longevity assurance proteins LAG1/LAC1. Gene Ontology annotation, cellular component: membrane. Gene Ontology annotation, molecular function: sphingosine N-acyltransferase activity. The transcript has 2 exons. Lineage: Eukaryota; Fungi; Ascomycota; Sordariomycetes; Xylariales; Hypoxylaceae. Gene Ontology annotation, biological process: ceramide biosynthetic process. The record is from RefSeq and is a predicted model, not a curated record. Bases 483 to 1919 code for a protein of 478 amino acids.
CCAACUAAAAAGUUUUAUUGUUAUAGGUACCUAGUAUUACUUAGUACGCUAUUUUAUUGCUCAUCUUAGCUUCUUAUAGGCACUGUAUUAACCUCUAGGUACCCAUAAGUACCUACUUAACGGGGUUAAUACAGGCUUAUCAAUGCUUAAUCUGCCCUAUCAAAUCUUGUUCGACCACCACCGCAACUUUUACUCCUCUCUUUUCCUCCCUAUCCUUUUUUCAAACCUUCAAUUAUUUUUCAAGAUCCUGCGCCUAUCAAUUCUUCGAUCCCUGGAUUGCUUCCACUCCUUCAGCAUUCCUGGGAUUGUUUCUAGGUUCCUAGGCUAGGCCUGGUUUGUUGUACUUAGGGAUUGGUAUCGAUCCCAGUUUCGUCUGACCUCAGAUCUAUCUAUCUACCUUUUAUCUCCCUAUCUGUCUUACCUCGUUGUUCCGCCUUCUCGCGUAAUUUUUUUUGCGAUAGGAUCGAAUCGAGUCCGCCAUCAUGGCGCCAAACGAGCCUUUCCCGAUUCUUAAUACCUCGGCCGAUCAAUUGCACUCGGGAGGUGGUCAAGAUAAUGCGCGUCGACGUAGGAAGUCGAGUGGACUGGGCGCCGACAUUAGGGUGGGCGAUACGGGCGCACCCAGCCUACAAUCGAGCCUUGCCAGUUUACAAGCAAACAAUGCCACGUCGCAGGCAGCAACUUCGGACAAUAAGGAAGUUUCUAAGAAGGGUUCGAAGCGUCGUAAAGCACGCUCGCUCUUACGCCGAUGCAAACACUAUGCUAUCAAACAUACCUGGGCUCUGCCCCUGGUUCUUUUGACCCUCUUCCUGACCCUCUUCGCCAUCAACCCGACUGAGUCGAACCCUAUCCACCACUUCAUUUUCCUCUCCUACAAGCUCCCCCUCGAAGCGGGCGCCGAUCCCGAAACACCCGCUCAGUAUGGCAAGGGGCCAUGGGAUUUUGCUUUGGUCACUUUCUACACCAUUGUGCUCUCCUUUACGCGUGAGUUCAUCAUGCAGGAACUCCUUCGACCUCUUGCUAGAUAUGCUGGUUUGAAGUCGCGCAACAAGCAAGCUCGCUUCAUGGAACAGAUGUACACCGCCAUUUAUUUCGCUUUCCUCGGACCGGCCGGUAUGUACGUGAUGAGCCGUACCCCCGUUUGGUAUUUCAACACUAGCGGCAUGUAUGAGAAUUUCCCUCACAAGACCCACGAGGCCGCAUUCAAGUUCUACUAUCUGUUCCAAGCCGCCUACUGGGCCCAGCAGGCCAUCGUGCUCUUGCUUGGCAUGGAGAAGCCUCGAAAGGAUUUCAAGGAACUGGUUGGACAUCAUAUCGUCAGUUUGGUACUCAUUGGGCUCAGCUACCGUUUCCACUUCACAUAUAUGGGUCUAGCGGUCUACAUCACUCAUGAUAUCAGUGAUUUCUUCCUUGCCACCUCGAAAACCCUCAACUAUAUCGACCAUCCUCUCGUUGGACCGUACUUCUUCAUUUUCAUGUGCGCUUGGAUCUACCUUCGCCACUUCCUCAACCUUCGCAUUCUCUAUUCGCUAUUCACCGAAUUCAGAACAGUUGGACCUUAUGAACUGAACUGGGAGACUGGUCAAUACAAGUGCGAUCUGUCAUUCUACAUUACCUUAGGUCUUCUUUCGUCGCUACAGGCUCUCAACUUGUUCUGGCUUUUCUUCAUUGUAAGAAUUGCCUACCGCUUUGUUGUGUACCAAACGGCGGAAGAUGACCGAUCCGAGGCUGAAGAAUCCGAGCUUGAGGAAUUAGAACGCGAGAAGGCGGCUAAGGCGGAAUUACUCAAGGAAAAGAGCAUCGAAGCCACUCCAUUGCUCAAUGGUAACGGCGAUGCAAAUGGUAACUCGAACGGCAUUCUUAAGGGUCGCCCAAACGGGGCGGCUUCGUCGUCUUCGAAAAAGAAGUCAGUUCGAUAGAAGACUACUGACAAACCAUUUUUCACGUUUCACGACAUUCGCUUGUAAAAAAUUUCCAACCUUUUUUUGCUGCUUAGAGGGCUAGCAUGUACAAUAUGAAACUUCAAAGAUUCAGCAUACAUGAGGAGCAUAGACGAGACCAUUGGCAUCCAUGGGAAAUGGUCAACAAUUUCUCUACAAGAACAAUCGCCAAUAUGGUUCGACUGCUUCGCUACAAUCAUCAUGGACACAGGCGUUCAGAGGACGGGUUAGCAUCCCAAGCCAUUCGCUCGCAUAUUAUGGAAACGGCGCUCAUAGGGGUUGUUCAGUCGUUUGGGUAUGAAACCUGGAGAUGAAAAGCAAGGGACGUGUUGAUCCGAAUGGGAUUAGAUGACCUUACGCUGGUGUGGUCUGGUUGAUGCUCAUCCAACACUCUUGGGCUUGCUCUGGAUGUUGGAGAGCCUACGAGAUCGGAUCAUAGAUGGCGGGGAGUGGUGGGGUUUUUGGUCAACGACGAUUACAGCAUGACGAGAAAAGAAGAGAAGAUAAGAGCAACGACAUGUUCUUUCGCUUCCCCGUACGAUAGUUACCAUCCACCUUUACAUAAUACUUAAUGACAGAUGGGAUGAGCCUUUUGUAAAAGUUCAUCCCAUCUAAUCCACCCUACUUACUGAGAUACUUAAC